Messenger RNA from Eremomyces bilateralis CBS 781.70, 1072 nucleotides. RefSeq names its product NAD(P)-binding protein. Gene Ontology annotation, cellular component: cytoplasm. Gene Ontology annotation, molecular function: oxidoreductase activity; nucleotide binding. The transcript has 6 exons. Lineage: Eukaryota; Fungi; Ascomycota; Dothideomycetes; Eremomycetales; Eremomycetaceae. Gene Ontology annotation, biological process: NADPH regeneration. The record is from RefSeq and is a predicted model, not a curated record. The coding region runs from base 47 to 1072 and encodes 341 amino acids.
ACCCGGUAGCUAAACAACACAAACCUCUCAUCAGAUAAGUCGCAAAAUGAUCGGAUUAGCAAUCGUAGGAAGCGGGAUCUUCGCAAAGGAGCAGCACUUGCCUGCGGUGCAAGCGGCAAACGCAUAUAGUCUCAAAGCAACGUACUCCCGCUCGCAUAAAUCCGCUAGUGAUCUCGCGGAGGCGGCAGGCGGGGUGGAUGUGUAUUCCGACGAGACCGAUGGCAAAGGAUACGAUGCCCUCCUCCAGCGGGACGAUAUCCAGGCCGUCAUAAUCGCCCUGCCCAUCCCGAACCAGCCCCCGUACAUCAAGAAAGCCCUGGCGGCGGGGAAGCACGUUCUGGCCGAGAAACCUAUCAGCGAGAACAUCGCGACGGCGAAAGAACUCCUCGGAUGGUAUCACGCGAACAUCGACCCGUCCAAGGUCUUCUUCGGGAUCGCGGAGAAUUUCCGCUACCAGCCCAGCUUCGUGUAUGGCGCGGAGCAGGUGCCGAAGCUCGGUCGGGUGACCGGCUUUCGAACGCGGGUCUCCGCCAUGGUCCCGACGGAUGGGAAGUACUACAAAACGGCAUGGCGUAAAACACCCACGUAUAUGGGCGGGUUCCUUUUGGACGGCGGAGUUCAUUUCAUUGCGGGGACUCGACUUCUCUUGCAGCCGGACAACAAGAUCGCUCGGGUAUCCAGCUUUUCGUCGCAGCUGCAGGAACAUCUGGCUCCGCUCGACACGUUGGAUGCCACGGUUCGUUGUGCCUCUGGGGUAACGGGGACAAUCGCGAUUAGCUUUGGAACGACGUUCAAGGGGCGGGAGUAUGCCAUCGCAUGCGAAAACGGGACGGUCGAGGUGGGCUUUGACAAGGUCACGGUGGACAGGGACGGGGAGGUGGAGGUGAGGGAGUUUCCGGGCCAGGGGACCGGGGUGAAGGAAGAAGUGCUGGCGUUCGCCAAAGGUAUUGAGAGGGGUUCCUUGGACGACGAGCAGAGGCCCGAGGAAGCCCUGAGAGACCUCGAGGUGCUGGAAGCGUUGUUGAAAAGCGGCGAACAGGACGGGGUUCCUAUCGACCUCGGCCUGCAGUAA